Molecule: messenger RNA, 857 nt
Organism: Chara braunii
Lineage: Eukaryota; Viridiplantae; Streptophyta; Charophyceae; Charales; Characeae
Source: the annotation of a GenBank genome assembly
GAGUAGUGGUGUUGCAAACAGAAGCUGAACUUGUACAUAGCAACGCAGGUGGAACAAUGGGAACAAUGGAAACUGGAGAGUCUGUUCGCAAGCGAGACGGUGGAGGAGAUGGGGGUGGUGAGGAGGAAUGCAGUCGUCUACGGCCAAGCACAGACAAAGAUGAAAGGGGGGUGCAUUGGGCACGAUUUCGGAGCAAAGGACAUGAGCGUCGGAUAGAUUGUGAUGUUCUUUGCAUUGGAGCUACAGGACAGGAAGCUGUAGCAGUCAAAACUAAAGUAGGGGGAAUUACAGUUAGGGAAACUGCUGUACUGAAAACUGCAGCAGUGGAAACUGGAGCAGUGGAAACUGGAGCAAUGGAAACUGCAGCAGUGGACACUGCACCAGUGGAAAACGCAACAGUGGGCACUGGACCAGUGGAAACUGGACCAGUGGAAACUGGACCAGUGGAAACCGCAGCAGUGAACACCGCAACAGUGGACACCGCAGCAGUGCGAACUGCAGCUGUGGAAACUGCGGUAGCAGCAGCUGAGCAAGCAGUGGCAGGAUGACAGCAUCCUGGGGGCGAAGAAGAAAUUGGAUGAUACAAGGACCAUCGCAGCAUGCGUCGGAACCACUGAGAGAGACGCGUCACAUGCGUAGGAUAGCGACUUUGGUGGGAGCGCAUGUAGCAGGUCCACCCCUUAUAGCAUAUAUAUACAAGAAGCAACUUACCUGAGACAGAGGACUCCACUAACAAGAAAGCACCGGCUACAUCUGCCGUAGGUCCGAAACAACUUGGAGAACCCUCCGCGUCGGCCCACAAAACCAUAAAACAUCAUAAAUACAAAAGGGUCCACUAACAAAAAGCACCAAACUCA